Molecule: messenger RNA, 2015 nt
Organism: Phalacrocorax carbo (great cormorant)
Lineage: Eukaryota; Metazoa; Chordata; Aves; Suliformes; Phalacrocoracidae
Source: RefSeq, a predicted model, not a curated record
ACACCCACUUCCGCGCGGGAGAGUUGGGGCGGGGGGGGGAAAGGUGAGGGAUUGUGGAAGUGGGCGAUCGUGAGUGGAUGGUUCCCACCACCCCGCGACAGAUCCUGGGGUGUCAGAUGGAAUCCAUGAGCGGCAGGCUUAAGCCCUGCAAAAGCAAGCACCACGAUUUCUCCUGAGCCUGUAAGAACACCAGGGACUGUAGAUUCCACUUUUAGGCUCUUUCUCAGAAAAUUCCCAGAGCCCGUGGAGCUGGAUCCUCUGACUGGGCCUGAGCAGGGCCUAUGUAUCUGCUUCGAUUCCAGGAGUUUGUGUUGUUGGAGGUGACGUCUCCAGCAAAGGGGAGUUUGGAGUGUCACACCUAGUAGGACUGGGAAGUUGCUGAAGAUUUCUGCGGUGCGGACUUGCACAGAAACCAUAGACGAAUUUUCCUGCUCUAGGUGUUUUCUUGAUAAUGGCGAAGAUGGUGAGAACAACGUGUGCGUUUUGUCCACCAGGGGAGGCUGGUUCCAUAAUGUAUAUUGCCGGAGAGCAAAAUAUUGCAGCUCAUCAGGAUUGUCUGUUAUUUUCCUCAGGAUUUGUGGAAUCUGAAGAGCAUAACCCCGAUAAUCUGGAUAUAAGGUUUGAUGUGGCAUCAGUGUUGAAAGAACUCAAGAGAGGAAAGCGGCUGGUGUGCAACUUCUGUCGCGAGAAAGGAGCCACUGUGGGAUGUGAGGAAAGAGCCUGUCGAAGAAGUUAUCACUACUUCUGUGCACUCUGUGAUGAUGCAGCAAUCCAAACGGAUGAAGACAAUGGAGUCUACCGAGUGUUCUGCCCAAAACAUGACCGAGGCAAUAGGACCAAUCACUACGAUGCAGCUAAUAAGAGGAGACGGCGUACACUGAAAUCUUCCACCAUCACAGAACAAAUGAGUGCAGAAGAGACAGCAGAAGAAAACAGUUUACGAGUACUACAAAGAAAAAACAGGCAUAAAGUCCGAAUAGACUUCCUUAGGAAAUGCAAGCAAGCUGGGCUUCUGGAUGACAUAUUUGAAGAAAUGCUGGACACGCUUCACCUGGCGCAGGAAAAACUGAUGGAUGACAACACUUCAGAAACAGAGUAUGAAGAGACAGUGAUAUCGCUCUUUGACUGUGGACUGUUUGAAAAUAUACUGACAAAUAUUCAUUCAGCAACAGAGGAGAAAAUCCAGGAACUUCUGGAAAGCAGGAAACAACUGGAUAACAAGAUCGAGCUACUGCAGGACUUGAAAGAAGUCAUCCUUCCUACCCAGGAGACCAUGGCUAGCACUUCAAGUACGGUGUCUGAAUAGCCCCUAGAUCUGUCUGUAAUGGUGUCGAUAUUUAGGAUUUUCUAAUGAUAGAAACCAUAGACUGCGUCUGGUCAGUGUCUAAGUAAUUUUCCUCUCCCUGCCCCGAUACAGACACAAGCAAGACCUGGGUGUUUUACUUGGUUUUAUACCUCACUGUUGCAAUAAUUUUAAGUUGUCCCUUUCCUUAAAUUUUACCGUGGAUCAAUGAGUGUAACACACCAAAUUUAGCUUUUUUUUAAAUCUCAGCAAAACCCUCCAGUCAAGACUUUUUUUGUCAAAGACAAGGGAGCAUCAGCUGCCACAGAGCACUUUUUAAAGUCACUUUAGCCGUGGGAGCCAUCUUCUGACUGUGUGUGUAGCUGCUUCGCUGUCUGCACAUAGACAGUGGUGUUUGUUUUAAGGCUCACAGUGCUGCUUUGGCUUGCCAAAGAUGAUAAAUUAGCAGAACCUGCACUCAAAGAAACCUUCUGAAUUAUGUACAGGAGUUUGGGGUUUUUUUAAAUUAAUCAAGAAUCAUUUAACUGCUUAAUGUAUAACUAGUUCUGCUGCCAUGGCAGCGGUGAAACAGUGUUUGCAGGCAGACCAGAGAUGGUCGGGCAUCAUACUUCCGUGAGUUUUGUCUUAAAAAAAAAAAGUUUGAAUACAGAAAAGCAUUGUUUAGCUACAAAAGGGUAAGUUAAUGAAAUAAAAAAAAAAUGUUUUUAAGAAA